Molecule: messenger RNA, 2205 nt
Organism: Zalophus californianus (California sea lion)
Lineage: Eukaryota; Metazoa; Chordata; Mammalia; Carnivora; Otariidae
Gene: C10H16orf54
Product: chromosome 10 C16orf54 homolog
Exons: 3
Coding region: 42-1085 (347 amino acids)
Source: RefSeq, a predicted model, not a curated record
CCGUGGCGGAGGACGCAUGCGCGCAGGCUGGCAACCCAGCCAUGGACGUCGCGGCCCGCGCCCCGCUCGAACUCUGGCGCCGGAGGCACUGGCGGCGGUGGCGGUCGGACGAGCUGCUGGGCGCGGCUGGGCACUGGACUCCCCGUACCUUCUGGCUCUCGGGUUUCCAAGGAAAGAUUUGCGCUUCUCUUGACCCCUCACCCCAGAAGAAAGGACCGGGGUGGCAAACGUCCAGAGCCUUGGAGAUAGGCCUAAGCCUGAUUCUUGAUUCUUCCCAGAGGCCCUACUCUGCUGCUACCCACACCUCGCCUUACAGAUGUCUUCCAACCAAAACUGAAGCUGCAUGGUCUGAAGACAAAGAGAUGCCCACCCUGUCUCAUCUGCUUCCUCUCCCGACCCGUCUCUCCAAGAUGCCUUCGACUCCAGAGCAGCCCUCUGGGCACACGGAGGGACUCCCUACAUCAGAGCUGGGUUCUUGGCCCCCACUGCCCUGCGGGCCCUGCAUCCCCAUCAUGCUGGCCCUGGCCUCCCUCGCUGCACUCUUCCUCCUAACGACAGCUAUGUUGGCUGAACGCCUGUUCCGCCGCUCGCAGCACCCAGACCCCAGCACCCAUGCACCCACCCUGGUCUGGCGCCCUGGAGGAGAACUGUGGAUUGAGCCCAAGGGCACCCCCCGAGAGCGCUCCGAGGACUGGUACGGCUCUGCGGUCCCCUUGCUGAUGGACCAGGCCCCAGACCCUCCCACCCCCGGGGGCACCUUGGAGGCCCGCGCAACAGCCCCACCUGCCCCUUUAGCCCCACUCUCCCCAUCCGGCUCCGUGGUCCCCCGCACCCCACCCAGGGCCCCAGCCCGCAGCACCUUCUGGGGGCCCCAGGCCUGGGACGAGAGGCCCUGUGUCCCAGGCUUGGUGAGCUGGGCUGAGCCAGAACAGAGGCCAGAGGCCAACGUGUACUUGGGGAGCCCCCAGGCCCAGAGGCAGCGACUAGGAAGCCCUGAUCCUGAGUGGGGCCUCCAGCCUCGGGUCACCCUGGAGCAGAUCUCCGCUUUCUGGAGGCGUGAAGGUCGGACCAGCGUGGGGUUCUGAAUCCCCAGGGCCUGGAGGAUUGGCCUCCCAAAGACCCCUGAAGAAGGCCCUACCUCAGAGAGUCUCUCCAACGCCUUCAGGCCCUGAAGCUCCAGCCCAGGAGCCCAAGCUGAUACCUGGGUCCCCGGGAAGAAUGCUCCCCAUCUGCCGCCAGCCUUUUACAUCUGGAUUUCAAUUCCCUGGAUCUGGGGCCAGGCGGGCUCUGUGUGGACAGAGCGAGUGCUCCGGAGGAAGCCCAGAGGUGCCUCCCUUUGGCUGCCCAGGCCUGCAGCACAGAGAAUUCGGGAUGGGGCCAACUCUGGGCCAGAAGCCACCAAAAUCACGAUGCAGCUUAAGAUCUCAAGGUACCAGAGAGGCAGAAAAGAGCAUCAUCACAGAGACUUCCACCUUCCUUGUGCACCUAAGAUGCCGGGAUCAGAGUGCGGGGGUCCCGUGGAUGCCAAAGAACAGGCUGAGUGUGGAUGAUGAGGGUCAGUCCCCCCAGCAAGAGAGGACAGGAAGCCAGCCUCCCAGAGCCACAGAUCAUGCCUCUAGGAAAACACACACAGAGGUUAAGACCAGGCAAAGGAGCAUCUUAUUACACCUCAACUGUGGCUUUGACCCCCAACUUGCACCAGGGACUUGGUCAGCCAAACUGGAGAGGCCCCUUCCUUGCCUACAGCUGGGACCUCAAGUCAAUGGCAGGCAGCCAUUGCAGGGGGCGGGAGGCCAGCCAAGGAGACGCGAGUUUGAUCCAAUACGGAAAGGAACACUGUCCCAGGGCAGAGCGGCUCCUAAUAUGCAGCCUCUGGCCACCUUCCCUCCCAGCUUGCUGGAUCAGUCCAGAGAGACAGAUUUGCCCCAAGGCAGGCUUAUUUAUAAAGCUCCAUCCUGAAGAAAUGGAGCCCAGAGACGUCCUUGGCCCUACAGCCAUCUGUCUGAGCUGCUCUCCUCUCUGGGAGAGGAGCUAGGAGCUGGGGAAAGGGGACGGGGUUUCCGUUCCCGGGGGUCCAGCUUCCCCAACUUCACUCAUGAAUGUUAGGAUUUUUGUCGUAUCACUUUACCACCUGUACUAUUUUUUACUUUAUAUUUUUCUUUAAGAUGAUGUACUAUUCGCUUAAUAAAUUUAUUUUAAAAGGAA